CUUCAGAAUGGCGAGCACCGCGCUGAGCAUGAAGCUCCUCAUCGGCACCAAGGCCCAGCGCGUGCUGUUCGCGGAGGCGAGCAAGGACGUGGUGGACUUCCUCUUCUCCCUACUCUCGCUGCCCGUCGGCACCGCCGUCAAGCUGCUGGGGAAGGAAGCCAUGGUCGGCUGCGUCGGCAACCUCUACGGCAGCGUCGAGAAGCUUGACAGCACCUACGUCCAGCCCGACGCGGCCAAGGACGCCCUCCUCCACCCCGCCGUGCUCUCGCCCGCGGCUGGCACCAAGAUGUUCCGCUUGACGCAGCCGUCUUCUGGGCAGUCCAAGGGAUUCUUCAAAUGCAGCUACAGCGGCUGCACCAGCUACGUGACCGACACCAGCGGCACCAUGUGCCAGUGCGGUCGCGGUUGCUCGAUGACCACGGCCAUGCACUUCAUCCCAGGCAAUGGCAAGGUGGCCGCCAGCGUCGGCACCAAGGGGUUCGUGCAGGGCAUCGUGACGUACACGGUGAUGGACGAUCUCGCCGUGACGCCCAUGUCCUCCAUCUCCAGCAUCACCCUGCUCAACACAUUCGCCGUCAAGGAUCUCAGCGCGCUCCAGGAGAAGACCGUGCAGCUCGGCUACGACGAGGGCCUGGAGAUCCUCAAGGCGUCGCUGCAGUCCAAGACCGUCCUCACCGACGUCUUCCUCAAGGCCCCCAGCAGCGCUUGAAGGCACAUCAGUCAUCAGAUCGGCAUGGAUGGAAAAGUGGCUCGAUGCCACGAUUCACGUAGGGUUAAGUUGGUUGGUUGGUCCUUUUGUAUGGACAUGUGCAAGGGCUAGUAGCUCCAUCCAUGUAGCUAAAUUAGCUUGGUGUUUUGUGUGAGCAUCAGAACUAUCUUACCGUGGCAUCUUUUGGUAAUGCCUAGC
Messenger RNA from Triticum dicoccoides, 907 nucleotides. RefSeq lists its product as uncharacterized. The record is from RefSeq and is a predicted model, not a curated record. Bases 8 to 709 code for a protein of 233 amino acids. The transcript has 2 exons. NCBI's taxonomy places the organism in Eukaryota, Viridiplantae, Streptophyta, Magnoliopsida, Poales, Poaceae.